Messenger RNA from Penicillium chermesinum, 474 nucleotides. RefSeq names its product peptidyl-tRNA hydrolase domain protein. Gene Ontology annotation, molecular function: translation release factor activity. The record is from RefSeq and is a predicted model, not a curated record. Gene Ontology annotation, biological process: mitochondrial translational termination. NCBI's taxonomy places the organism in Eukaryota, Fungi, Ascomycota, Eurotiomycetes, Eurotiales, Aspergillaceae. The coding region runs from base 1 to 474 and encodes 157 amino acids. The transcript has a single exon. Gene Ontology annotation, cellular component: mitochondrial large ribosomal subunit.
AUGGGUACGCUUUCCUCGACCUCAAUCUCGUCAUCUGACCACGAGGUCGAGCUAGCGAGAGCGUGGCUGAAAACUUUGAACCCCAAAAGCAUUCCCCGCCACGUCGGGGAGGUGUCCUUCAGCCGAUCGAGUGGCCCCGGUGGCCAGAACGUGAAUAAGUCGGCGCAAUUCCGAGCUCUCAAUAUCGGCAGGGCUAACCCGUUCAGUAGAGUCAAUUCCAAAGCGACCCUCAAGAUCCCCCUGGAUAUACUGCUGCCGCUAGUUCCUCGUUUGCUACACCCCCAACUGCGUGCGUCCCGUUAUGCGACCCAACGGUCCCAGGCUCUAGUCUUCCAGUCCGACGAGUCCCGGAAGCAGGCCAGUAAUGUGGAUUCGUGUUUCGAGAAGCUCCACCAGCUGCUCGAGAGCACGGCCAAGGCGGUCAUUCCGGGCGACACCUCGGACCAGCAACGGGAUCGCGUUAGGAGACUGUAG